Messenger RNA from Helianthus annuus (common sunflower), 583 nucleotides. Its product is annotated as mini zinc finger protein 3. Gene Ontology annotation, cellular component: nucleus. The coding region runs from base 119 to 400 and encodes 93 amino acids. The record is from RefSeq and is a predicted model, not a curated record. Gene Ontology annotation, molecular function: DNA-binding transcription factor activity; transcription cis-regulatory region binding. Lineage: Eukaryota; Viridiplantae; Streptophyta; Magnoliopsida; Asterales; Asteraceae. The transcript has a single exon. Gene Ontology annotation, biological process: regulation of DNA-templated transcription; regulation of developmental process.
AUGGUCCUCCUUGGCAUGUUACAUAAUUUUUCCUAGUGGGGAAACUCAUUUUCAACCCUCCGGGUUUCUUUAAAAACACAUCACUCUUCCUUAAUUCUCAAGAUUUUUCUUGAGAGAGAUGAGCGCCAUGAAGAAACGACAGUUAGUGAUCAAAAAGAGUAAUUCCGAUACAACGCUGAUUGCGUCGGUAAUCCGAACCGUUCAUUAUGGGCAAUGUUUAAAGAACCAUGCGGCUAACAUUGGUCGGUAUGCCGUAGACGGUUGCAGAGAGUUCAUGGCAAACGGAGAAGAAGGAACAAGAGAUGCACUGAGCUGCGCCGCUUGUGGGUGCCACAGGAAUUUCCAUCGGAGAGACGUAGAUGAGGUUGCUUGUGAGUGUUCUUCAACUUCUGAUAAUUAAUGCCCUCUGUGGCAAUGAAAAGAAAUUCAUAUAAUCCUGCUGAGAUUUUGUGAAUAUUUAUUAAGAGAUUGUUUUUUUGAAAAGCAGAAAAAAAAACAUAUUGUUUGUUCAUUGUAUAACAGUUGAGUUUUUUUUUUUUUAAUUAUUGAAGGAGGAAGGUAAUAUAUUACUUUUAGUUACUUA